AUGAGUGUGAUGGCCGUCGGUCUGUUCAUCGCGAUUCUCAUCCUUUUCAAUGCUUUUCAAAUUCAACAAAAGGAGAGAAGUGAUGAAUUGACGAAGAUCAACUCGGAAAUCUCGCAAAGUGAUGAUCGAUCGACGAAGAUUGGUGCUGAUCUGAAAGAGAUGGAUUCCAAAGUCGCCGAAAUGUCAAAGAAAAUGGCGAAGUUGGAGGCUGAUUUGGUUGAGGGAA
Mesorhabditis belari is the source of this 226-nucleotide messenger RNA. Lineage: Eukaryota; Metazoa; Nematoda; Chromadorea; Rhabditida; Rhabditidae. The record is from the annotation of a GenBank genome assembly.